UAAGUGCAAUAAGCCUCCACAUCCACCCGCCAUGAUAACUGUGGAGGCGGGGCUCGGCGCUGACCUGGCUGCCUCUAUGCGCAUGUUCGGCUCGAGUUCUCAGCUGAGGGGAGCAGCGGCCCGCUUGGGCCAAUGGCGCAGGGCCGGAGUUACGAGUUCCGUCUCCAAGGGUAGCGGUGAGAUCGAAACCAGGUCCCGUAGUAAAGGCGGGGCUGAAGAUGGAGGGUGCCAGGAGCCGAUGCGCGAUCGGUGGGGGCAGCAUCUUUGAGGAUGAAGGCAUGAAACUACGACAGCUGAAACUAGAGAAUCAGAGAGCCCUUCUAGAGAAAAAGCAGAAGAAGAAACGUCUUGAUCCCUUGAUGGUACAGCCAAAUCCCGAGGCAAAGCUGCACAGGUUGAAGCCCAAAGGGUGUGAGGAACAGACUCCUUUAGUAGAAACUCCUGCCACGUUCCACAGUGAUGUUGUGUUACAUGGCAUUGAUGGACCAGAUUCUUCCUUGAAAUCAGAAGUGCAAGAUUUAGGAACCAAACUCCAAACUUUCUCUGUUGGAUCUUCCAUAACAGCAGGAAAUGCAGAUGAGAAAAACAAUGAACAUGCUCUAACAGAAACAUCAGGCAAUGCAGAUCUGCAAGAAAUCUUACAGAAAAGAGGAAUUUCAGGCAGUUUGAAUUUUGAUGAGGAGGACAUGGAAGAAGAGGAGGAAGAAACAAGUAAGAGACCAGCAUCUCAGUCACCACAUCCUGAAUCUGAGAGGCCUAGUUCUGCAACCACUGAGAAAUCCUUUGCAGAAAUAGGUGCUUCCUGUAGUCCAUCCCCUCAGGCGGUUGCACAUCUGGGAGAAGUAGAGAACUUGGAGGAAUUUGCAUUGCUCCCUGCGCCACGUGGUAUUACAAUCAAGUGUCGAAUCACUAGAGAUAAGAAGGGAAUGGACCGGGGCCUCUUCCCUACUUAUUACAUGCAUCUGGAAAAGGAUAACAACAGAAAGAUGUUUCUUCUUGCAGGUAGAAAACGAAAAAAGAGUAAAACGUCCAAUUAUGUCAUAUCAGUUGACCCAACUGAUUUAUCCCGGGAAGGGGAAAGUUUCAUUGGAAAACUCAGGUCAAACCUCAUGGGAACUAAAUUUACAGUCUAUGACCAUGGAGUUAGCCCAGUCAAAGCACAAGGUCAAGUGGAUAAGGCUCAUACUCGACAAGAACUUGCAGCUAUUUAUUAUGAAACCAAUGUGUUAGGAUUCAAGGGUCCCAGAAAAAUGUCUGUAAUCAUUCCAGGAAUGAAUAUGAAUCAUAAGAGAAUUCCAGUCCAGCCACGAAAUGAAAAUGAGAGUCUUCUGUCAAAAUGGCAAACCAAAGAUUUAGAGAACCUCAUUGAGUUGCACAACAAGGCUCCAGUCUGGAAUGAUGAUACUCAGUCCUAUGUUUUGAAUUUCCAUGGGAGAGUCACUCAGGCCUCAGUGAAGAACUUCCAGAUUGUCCACGACAAUGACCCUGACUACAUUGUGAUGCAGUUCGGUCGUGUAGCAGAAGAUGUUUUCACUCUGGACUAUAACUAUCCUCUCUGUGCUCUUCAGGCCUUUGCUAUUGGACUGUCCAGCUUUGAUAGUAAAUUGGCCUGUGAAUGAGAAACAGCCAACUUGACACAUGGAACUCACUCCCAUCUCUGUAUCUUGUUAGAAUUCAAGGUGAAGUAAUGAAAAGCAUAUUGGGGGCGGAAAGAUACUGGAAGACAAUUUUUUGUAGGCUUAUUGGAAAGUAAAUAGCAGUCCUGAGGGCAUUUCGGUAUUUAACGGUGGACUGUCUUAGGAGUCUGCCUCUGUAUGCUUUGUGGAAGAACAAGGAACAUGAGCGAUGUUUUUGUUGUCAGAAUUAUUUUUGCUUUUAGAACCUUUGCAUCAGCUGCUGCUUGAGCAGGCUUAGAAAUUUGUUUCACUACUGAAACCCUUUGCAGCUAGGAUUAGACAAAUAAUGGUUUAGUGUUCAUGUACCCUGAAUCUUCAGCAGUGCCCCUGGAGAUGAUGCUACUGAUAUGACUUUGAGUUUCUGGUCAGAUUAAGCAAGAAAAAAGGAGGGCAGUGUAUGUUCUGUCUUGCCCUGUGCAGUAUUCUGCAGCCUGUUAACAGCAGUGAAAGAGAAAAGGGUUCAGAUUAAGCCUAUGCGCAACUCUAGUUAGUAGUCAGCGAACACAGGGCUGGACUGAGAUACUGGCUCUAGUGAAACGUCUCUUACUUUGUGGAAUGAAUCUCUGUUAAAGCUGAUAGUCUUAUUUUCCUUUCAUUAUCCUAAUUGCUUCAUGUCCCUUAAUAUACUUCUUAACAAAUGAAGCAUCACUCCCUUUUAAUUUGGCAAAAUUAUAUCCAUUGGUGUUAUUUUUAACUACGUGAAAUAUAAGAUUGAAUAGAUUGAAUUGAACACAACUCUGGCCGAAAGUAGUAUUGUACUGCUCCUGAAAAGCAGUGUUGGGAUCUAGAUCAGAAAUACUUUUUAAUUUGUACUUUAUUUGUAAAAAUUUUCUAUGUUUUUAGGAAUGAGCAAGAUGUAAUUGGUUUCUUUUUUUUGUUUUGUUUGUUUGUUUAAUGUGAGAUUAUCUCAAGUUAUGACGCUUUGUAGUAGGUUUCAUUAAAAUGAUUUUAAUCUGCAUGUAAGAUACCUCAAGAGGAGAUUACUGUUGUUUUCAAAGGCAUCAGCAAGUUAAAAGAAAAAGAAAACUAUCACGAGGCUCUACAGUGUUUCUUUCCCGUGUUCCCAUUUAAAUGCUGGAUUGCACAAUUUGGAAUCUGUAGGUUACACCGUGGGACAUUUCUUGAUUCAUACGGCUUUGAUUUAUCAGUGAGUUGCUACAUGCUGAUACACAAGCCUCAUAGUGCUCACAUCUGCUGUGUACUAAAGCACAACAGCUAAUAACUUGCCACUUCCAUGGCUACUAUGCAUAUCCACAAUGAGCCUGGAAAACUGCAUCUUCUAUUAAGACAAGAAACAGCAUUCUUCAGUUUUGCAUGUUGCUACUAUCAGCGGGUGGGCUCUGUUUCAGACUACUAAGAAGCAGACACUGCUUUUGGUCUCCAGUGUCUUUGCAGUGGUAGGUAUAACCUGUUCUUUCAAAAUGGAAGCAGGAAAUGACCUCAUAGGGUUUAAUUUCCCUGGAAAAAAAAAAAAAAGAAAAAAAGAAGAAAAAAAAAAAACAGUCAUCAUUUGUAAACUUUGUAUUUAAUCGUAAAUUAUAAACUCGGGCUGGAGGACCAACUCUGCAAAAUGUUGGAGGCCCAAUCUCAUAUACCCAUUCUGUAGGAGGGCCAUUGUACUCAAAGAGAUCUCAUCAGCAUAUCAGUCAGCAAAGAGAACUGAUAGCAUGAAUAUCCUUUGUGCCUUCAUGUACUUCCUGCUUAUCAGGCCAGGGACAAGAUCAGGCAGUGUUCUCAAGUUAUGUUCUGCUGAAUUCUUUAGCUCCUGGUUCUGCCUUCCUUUUACUCAUCCAGAAAUACUAAAAAGUCUGUUUAGUAAUCUGAUUAUUUUUUUUUUUUCUGGUUAGGACAGUGUGAAAGAAAUUGCACUGCAUUAGUUUGGUGUGACUUGAAGGUCUUGAAGGUUGAAUGCUGAUUUCCAAUUCAAGAUGAUUUUGCUCUGUUCUAAAAAAUUCGUGGUGGCAUUGCUUGACAGUAAUGCCAGUUAGCAGUGGAUCUUCAAGUCAUUUGUUGAUGUCAGAUCAUCUUCACUGGGCCAAAGUCUCGGAGCCUUGAUCAAGUUAUGUGGACAGAUUAACUGCAUCAGUGCUCUUUUAUUAGAUACUGUUUUACAUCAAUUGUAUUUAUAAUUUUUAUAUCUCAAUGCAAAUAAAUAAUUUAUAUAUUGGAAAACUCAA
This is a messenger RNA of Coturnix japonica (Japanese quail), 3853 nucleotides long. It is a transcript of the gene TULP3, whose product is annotated as TUB like protein 3. Gene Ontology annotation, cellular component: cilium. Gene Ontology annotation, biological process: protein localization to cilium. NCBI's taxonomy places the organism in Eukaryota, Metazoa, Chordata, Aves, Galliformes, Phasianidae. The record is from RefSeq and is a predicted model, not a curated record.